Impatiens glandulifera is the source of this 2809-nucleotide messenger RNA. Its product is annotated as cell division cycle protein 27 homolog B. The coding region runs from base 297 to 2558 and encodes 753 amino acids. Lineage: Eukaryota; Viridiplantae; Streptophyta; Magnoliopsida; Ericales; Balsaminaceae. The transcript is spliced from 16 exons. Gene Ontology annotation, biological process: cell division. The record is from RefSeq and is a predicted model, not a curated record. Gene Ontology annotation, molecular function: protein binding.
AAAUUUGAAUUCAGUAGUCUGUCUGGUUUUCGACUGCGAGCGAGCGACCUAGCGAGCGGCUUCACUCUUUCCUUCUUUCUUACUUAUUCGAUUUGCUCCGGCGAAUUCCCGACUCCAUUAAUCAAUCUCUCUUUCUACAUCCAUUUUUCUCCCUUAAUUUUCUUUCUAGGGUUUCUAUCUAUCUAAUCUAUCUAUUGAUUCAAAAACCCACUUCCUCCCGCUUCUCCUCACCCUCUGUAGGAUAUUCUUUUUUUAAUUUUAUCUUCCUUGUAGGUUUAUAGAUUGUACUAUAAACUAUGGAGGCUAUACUUGUUGAUUGUGUUCAGAAUAGUCUCCGUCACUUCACGUACAAGAACGCCAUUUUCAUGUGCGAACGCCUAUGCGCCGAGUUCCCAUCGGAGACAAAUCUGCAGUUACUUGCUGCCUGCUACUUACAGAACAAUCAAGCUUACUCUGCCUAUUAUAUCUUGAAAGGAACUCUCAUGGCGCAAUCCCGUUACUUGUUCGCGUUAUCAUGCUUUCAGAUGGACCUUCUUGUCGAAGCUGAGGCAGCGUUAUGUCCUGCCAAUGAGCCUGGGGCUGAGGUUCCAAAUGGUGCAUCAGGUCAUUAUCUUCUUGCGCGUAUUUAUAGAUAUACAGAUAGAAGGAAGAGUGCUAUUCACCACUUUAAGCAAGCGUUGACACUAGAUCCAUUACUUUGGGUUGCUUAUGAGGAGCUUUGCAUUCUAGGCGCUGCUGAAGAUGCGACUCUUGUUUUUGGCGAAGCGGCUGCUCUUUGUUUACAAAAGCAGCAGUUGGAUCAUCUAGUUGCAGAACAAAAUUCACAAGCAGCUGCAGAUGAUCAUAAUAUAAUAUUGUCUAGAAACUUUGGCUUAGAAGAUCUCAGUCAAAGGCAAGUAAAACCGUUAACUGUCAACAACAUACGGGAUAUUCCUGGGAAUUAUUAUGGAGCGGUUACAUCUGGUGGAACUGCCAGUCAGAGUCUAAAUGGUGCUCCUGCGGGCAUUUCAUUUUAUAAUACUCCUUCUCCUAUGUCCACACAGUUGUCAGGUAUUGCCCCACCCCCUGUGGGAAAACUUCUGCAGCAUAAUGGUCCAAAUCCGAAUUCAACAAGUACUGAUGGUGCGCCAAGAUCAACUGUGAACUCCACUUUUCAGGCCCCUCGAAGAAAGUUUGUAGAUGAAGGGAAACUGCGAAAGAUAUCAGGUAGACUGUUUCCUGAUUCUGGUCCUCGUCGAAGUUCAAGACUUGCCGGAGACGCAGUGGGCAGUAAUAAUUCGAGCACUUCUGGUGUGUCUGGAAAUGGGACUAAUCAUUCUUCUAAAGGUGUUUCUAAGUUGAAUUCUGUAACAUUUCGGUCUGUUACCAUUCGCAAGGGACAGUCGUGGAACAAUGAACACAACAUUAGUGAAGGGAUGCGCCAGGAUUCUUUUGAUGAUUCUCAAACAAGUUUGUCUACUUCUUCAUGUAAUAUGAGAACUUUGGAGCAAGAAUUAUCUACAAUGCCAAUGUGCGAGGUUGUCUCACAUAGUUCAAAAGUUUCAACAGGCACUGCAGAACUUUUAGACCUCUUAAAAGUUCUUGGAGAGGGAUUUAGACUUUCCUGCAUAUACCGAUGCCAGGAUGCAUUGGAUACAUUUUUGAGACUUCCUCCCAAGCAUUACAAUACAGGAUGGGUGCUUUCUCAGGUUGGCAAACUGAACUUUGAACUAGUGGAUUAUCUUGAAGCUGAUCGAACAUUCAGUCUCGCCCGUCUGGCAUCUCCAUAUGCUUUAGAGGGAAUGGACAUAUAUUCUACAGUUUUAUUUCAUCUGAAGAAAGACAUGAAGUUAAGUUAUCUGGCUCAGGAGUUGACAUCAACUGACCGCCUAUCUCCUCAAUCUUGGUGUGCUUUGGGAAAUUGCUAUAGCUUGCAGAAAGACCAUGAAACAGCCCUUAAGAUUUUCCAACGAGCUACACAUUUGAAUCCAAGAUUCACUUACGCAUAUACCCUUUGUGGUCACGAAUAUGUGUUGCUUGAGGAUUUUGAAAAUGGAAUUAAGAGUUAUCAAUCUGCUCUUAGAAUUGACGCAAGACACUAUAAUGCUUGGUAUGGUCUAGGCAUGAUCUACCUGCGACAAGAGAAACUUGAUUUUUCUGAGCAUCACUUUCACAUGGCUUUUCAAAUCAAUCCAUGUUCUUCCGUCAUAAUGUGUUAUCUAGGGAUAGCAUUCCAUGGUUUGAAGAGAAAUGAUGAAGCUUUGAAGAUGAUGGAUAAGUCUAUAUUAGCAGAUAAGAAGAACCCAGUACCAAUGUAUCACAAAGCUAGAAUACUUGUGAGCAUGGAACGGUUUGACGAUGCUCUUAAUGUUCUAGAUGAACUGAAAGAGUAUGCUCCACACGAAAGCAGUGUUUAUGCAUUGAUGGGUAAGAUUUACGAAAGGCGCAAUGCUUUUGAUAUGGCCAUGCUUCACUUUGGAUUUGCACUCGAUCUUAAACCUCCUGCAACUGAUGUUGCUACUAUUAAGGCUGCGAUUGAGAAGAUGCAUGUACCAGAUGAAUUAGACGGUCCUUUAUAGGUAAUAUUAUUACUCUGUAAACCUUCAGACCUAGAUUUCGUGCGAAGAUGGAACCGAAAAAGGAAAAAAAAAAACAGAGAGAAGUUAACUGCAGAACGGCACAGAUGAUUUAAUAUGAUUUUCUGUUAGUAGUGUAUCAGUAGUCAGUUUCUUUAUCUUUUUACUGUAUGAUGUUUUAUUAUUGGUGAGAUAUUUUGCUCAUCUAACCAGCAAUACUUUACUAUUAAUCCAUGUAAUCUCAUUUUUAAUUU